AUGAAUCUUCGUCUCUGCCUGUCGCUUCCGUCUCUGCUUUCUUCUCUGGUCUCUGGUAUUGUGAUUUACACUCGAACAAAUCCACCCAGAAUCUACGACUUUCGGAACAUCCCUUUAGAGACCAAUAGAUACUUUAAUUUUGUCGGUUACUCAAGAGAUGGUCGUUCAAUAGUUAGAUCAUUCAGUAAUUUCGGCUCAACAAUCAUAGAUGACACCUGGCAAACUUAUCUCACACAUCCAGAAUGUGUUUUCGAUAUUAUCGGUAUUGAUGAUAUGUUAGCUCAUUGCAAAAAUCGUCUUUAUCGUAUGAAGAAUCGUGUUAAUCAGCUGCUAAAUACAAGAGUAGAAGCCUUUACUUUUGAUCACGUCCAAAAUCAGCUAUACACAUAUAAUGGAGGUACAAUUUAUCGGCUCCAAGAUUUCAACUUUACUGUAAAAAUGUGGUCAGCACCUCAUGUCCGGGACUUUAAUAUUGUAGAUGGUCUUUUGACGGUACUUCACACUAAUGGCUCUGUCCUGCACAACGGUACAAUUUUGGCUCGGUUGGACCCUUCACAAUAUCAGCGUCUCCCUAUUUAUGCUGCACCUUCUUUCAAACCUUGGACUGAUGACUCACUAAAUGGACUUAUAAAUUUUAUGCUAGGAUCCUUGACUAUUCUGCUUAUAGAACAUUGCAGCCGUAAGGCCACUUACAGUUAUAAGAAAAGACGAGUCAAGCGCCAGAAUCAUAUUCCUGUUUAA
This is a messenger RNA of Caenorhabditis elegans, 741 nucleotides long. RefSeq names its product Glycoprotein (gene Y43F8B.18). The transcript has a single exon. Bases 1 to 741 code for a protein of 246 amino acids. NCBI's taxonomy places the organism in Eukaryota, Metazoa, Nematoda, Chromadorea, Rhabditida, Rhabditidae. The record is from RefSeq and is marked reviewed.